Messenger RNA from Daldinia caldariorum, 1362 nucleotides. RefSeq lists its product as uncharacterized. The record is from RefSeq and is a predicted model, not a curated record. NCBI's taxonomy places the organism in Eukaryota, Fungi, Ascomycota, Sordariomycetes, Xylariales, Hypoxylaceae. The coding region runs from base 1 to 1362 and encodes 453 amino acids. Gene Ontology annotation, biological process: regulation of DNA-templated transcription. The transcript has 3 exons. Gene Ontology annotation, molecular function: DNA-binding transcription factor activity, RNA polymerase II-specific; zinc ion binding.
AUGGUGACCCCGGCUUGUUAUCCACCCAGCGACGUUGGCAGGCGAUAUAGUCGUGCCUGUCCUCCAUAUCCGAGCGCAUACUCGGAUCGACGCUACCACUCGUCACAAGACGUAAGAUCAACCGCUAUGACAGAUCGCGAAAUAGAUUCGGAGUCAUCUCAGCCUCGAAAGAGGAUUGCAGUGGCAUGUGGUCGAUGCCGCAAGCGCAAGAUCCGAUGUAGUGGCGACCCCGGGAAUGGGCAACCAUGUAGCAAUUGCAAGAACGCAGGCCAUGAGCCUUGCCUUUUCUUAAGGGUUUCUUCAACUGAGACUCAACUUAGGAAUGACGGCAACGAAUUUGGGUACAACAUUGAGGUGGCGAGGACAUACAGCAACCAGACAAGGGUGGCUGUAUCUCAGCUCAGUGCGGUCCCCCAAUAUUCUGGCGAAGAUGUUAUAGCAUCGUACCGCCAGGGUCACCAAUACACCUCUUACGGGGGAAAAUACCCUUACUCGACCGUUCCGGGGUGGACGAGUACAUACUCAGAUGAAGGCGUCGAAUACAACGGUCUUAAUUACCCCUACCAAAUAAUAAGCCAGGAGCCUGCUCAUAUAGUGCAAGGAUAUGGGCGAUACGGCUCAGGGAAACCGGUUUAUGUCGAUCCGGAGAGCUCGCAGUAUUCUUUUGGGAGCUUAGCUCACCGCCCAGUUACAAGCAGCGAAUCUCCCACCGGGUUUUCGCUUUCUGGAAUGGCAGCAUCUCUCCCCAACGCUUCAGAUCGGAUUGUCCCUUCUGAUCGGCUACUUCCCCAGGUCAAUAGAACAUUAACGAGCUCGUCUAGCUAUCGGCCGGAUGGGAUCACAAGCUACGCCGGUUCGAAGACGUCUCCGGGUAGCUCGAUGUCUGAAGUCAGCUACAGUAACUUGAACUCUACCUCGUUCGAACCUCCGUACUCUACCGGUACUCCCAAUCCGCUCCCAUCACAGCGGUCAGGUAGCCAUAGCGACGCGACCACGUACGAACCAAAUACGGCUCCAACGACAGACGCUUUAUAUACAUCAGGUGCUGACCAGUCACUUCGGCCCACCGAGGAUUCAAACUCCAGUUUCAGUUACAUCUACAGCGACAAGCUUGAAAGUUCUCGACGCAAUUCUCAAUCGAGUUGCGGGGCAAGCGGCGGAUCCGUGUUGCCUAACGGGCACAUCUACGUCCCUGAUUCGCAUCAUACGCACGCCGGUUCAUCUCAGGCGUACGUCUCUCCCCAGGAUAGCGCAGUAGAUGGAGCCACUACGUCGUCUAGUCGAGGAGGUAGCGGCAACGGCCCCUCGCAUAUGCAUAUGGACGGCCACCGACGAUCGGCGGGAAACCUCCGUGGGGGAUAA